AUGAAGGAAACGGUUGUUGAUGUUGCACCAAAAUGUAUCAAAGGUAUUGAGUUUGGUGCUCUUUCAGAAAAAGACAUCGUGGCACAAUCUGAAGUUGAAGUUUCCACAAGAGAUUUAUUUGAUUUAGAAGAAGGUAGAAAACCUAAAAAAAAUGGUGCUUUAGAUUCUCAUAUGGGUAUUUCUUCAAAUUCUUCAGAAUGUUCUGUUUGUAAAGGUAAUCUUGCAACUUGUCAUGGUCAUUUUGGUCAUCUAAAAUUACCUUUACCUGUGUUCCACGUUGGUUAUUUCAAAGCUACUAUUCAAGUUUUACAAUCUAUUUGUAAAUCAUGUGGUUCAAUGUUAUUAGAUGAAGAAGCUAAAAGACAAUUUAGAUUGGAGUUAAGAAGGCCAGGUAUUGAUAAUUUGAGAAGAAUGGGUAUAUUAAAGAAAAUCUUGGAUCAAUGUAAAAAGCAAAGACGUUGUUUAGAUUGUGGUGCUGUUAAUGGUGUUGUUAAAAAAGCAGCAGCAGGUUCUGGUACUGCAUCUUUAAAAAUUGUUCAUGAUACUUUUAGAUGGAUCGGUAAAAAACCUACAAUAGAAAAAGGUGAAUGGGAUAAAGAUAUAGAAACUGCAGUUCAUAACAAUCCUGAUAUUGAAAGAUUUGCUAAAAGAUGUAUGGAUGAUUUAAACCCUUUGAAAGUUUUAAAUUUAUUUAAACAAGUUAAACCUGAAGAUUGUGAAUUGAUGGGUAUUGAUUCAGGUAGAGGUGGUAGACCUGAAACUUAUAUUUGGAGAUACUUACCUGCACCACCUGUUUGUAUACGUCCAUCUGUUAUGAUGAGUGAUUCCCCAACUUCAAAUGAAGAUGAUUUAACUGUCAAAUUAACUGAAAUUGUCUGGACAAGUUCUUUAAUUAGAGCUGGUAUAGAGAAGGGUAUUUCAAUUAAUAAUUUGAUGGAGCAAUGGGAUUAUUUACAAUUAUCUGUUGCUAUGUAUAUUAAUUCAGAUGCUGCUUCACCUGCAAUGUUACCAGGUGCAAGUGCAGCUGCUAAAUCUGCAAAACCUAUUCGUGGGUUAUGUCAAAGAUUAAAAGGUAAACAAGGUCGUUUUAGAGGUAAUUUGUCAGGUAAACGUGUUGAUUUCUCAGGUCGUACUGUUAUUUCUCCAGAUCCAAAUUUGAGAAUUGAUGAAGUUGCUGUUCCUGAUAGAGUUGCAAAAGUUUUAACUUAUCCAGAAACUUGUACAAGAUAUAAUAAAGAAAAAUUACAAAGAUUAAUCUUGAAUGGUCCAACUGAACACCCAGGUGCUAAUUAUUUAUUGAAGAAAAAUGAAGAUGCUCGUCGUAAUUUAAGAUAUGGUGAUCGUAAUAAAUUGGCCAAAAAUCUUCAAUAUGGUGAUGUUGUUGAAAGACAUUUAGAAGAUGGUGACGUUGUUUUAUUCAAUAGACAACCUUCAUUACAUAGAUUAUCAAUUUUAUCACAUUAUGCUAAAAUCAGACCUUGGAGAACUUUCAGAUUAAAUGAAUGUGUUUGUACACCAUAUAAUGCUGAUUUUGAUGGUGAUGAAAUGAAUUUACAUGUUCCACAAACUGAGGAAGCAAGAGCUGAAGCCAUCAACUUAAUGGGUGUUAAGAAUAAUUUAUUAACUCCAAAGUCUGGUGAACCAAUUAUUGCUGCAACUCAAGAUUUCAUUACUGGUUCAUAUUUAAUUUCUCAUAAAGAUUCUUUCUUUGAUCGUGCUACAUUUACACAAUUAUUAUCAAUGAUGUCUGAUGGUGAUUUACAAUUUGAUUUACCACCACCAGCGAUUCAUAAACCUGUUUAUAUGUGGACUGGUAAACAAGUUUUCAGUUUAUUAAUUAAACCAAAUAAAAAAUCACCUGUUGUUAUCAAUUUAGACGCUAAAAAUAAAGCUUUUACACCACCUGCAAAAGGUUUACCAAUGGAAAUGUCACCAAAUGAUGGGUUUGUUAUUAUUAGAGGGUCUCAAAUUUUAAGUGGUGUUAUGGAUAAAUCUACAUUAGGGGAUGGUAAAAAACAUUCUGUUUUCUACACAAUUUUAAGAGAUUAUGGUCCUAAAGAAGCUGCUACUGCUAUGAAUAGAAUGGCUAAACUUUGUGCUAGAUUUUUGGGUAAUAGAGGUUUCUCAAUUGGUAUUAGUGAUGUUACUCCAGGUGUUGCUUUGAAAAAUACCAAGGAAGAAAUGGUUGAAGCUGCUUAUGCUAAGUGUGAUGAAUUAAUUAAAUUAUACUCUGAAGGUAAAUUAGAAACUCAACCUGGUUGUAAUGAAGAACAAACUUUAGAAGCUAAAAUUGGUGGUUUGUUAUCAAAAGUUAGAGAAGAAGUUGGUGAAGUUUGUAUUAAUGAAUUGGACUCCUCUAAUGCUCCAUUGAUCAUGGCUACUUGUGGCUCUAAAGGUUCUACAUUAAAUGUGUCACAAAUGGUUGCUGUCGUCGGUCAACAAAUUAUUUCAGGUAAUCGUGUUCCUGAUGGGUUCCAAGAUCGUUCUUUACCUCAUUUCCCAAAGAAUUCUAAAACUCCACAAUCUAAAGGUUUCGUUAGAAAUUCUUUCUUUUCAGGUUUAAGUCCUCCAGAAUUCUUGUUCCACGCCAUUUCAGGUCGUGAAGGUUUAGUCGAUACUGCUGUUAAAACUGCUGAAACUGGUUAUAUGUCACGUAGAUUGAUGAAAUCAUUAGAAGAUUUAAGCUGUCAAUAUGAUAAUACUGUUAGAACUUCAAGUAAUGGUAUUGUUCAAUUUACUUAUGGUGGGGAUGGUCUUGAUCCUUUUGAUAUGGAAGGUGAUGCUAAACCUGUCAAUUUCAAUAGAACUUGGGAUCAUUCCUAUAAUGUUACAUUAGAUGUCAAUGAACGUUCAUUAUUACCAUAUGAAGUUAUUGAAGUUGUUGAAGAAGUUUUACAACCAUUGGAAAAGAAACUUAUUAGAUAUGAUAACUUGGGUAACCAAUUGGAAGGUAAAGAUGCUGAAAAAAUUGAGUUUAUUGAUCAAAAUGAUGCUAAAAGAGGGUUCUACAAUUCCAUUCGUGAAUUCUUUGCUAGUAAAGCUGCUAGACUUGCAAGAGUUAGAGAACAAAAGAAAUUACAUGGAUAUCUUGAAAAACCUGCAGAUGAAUCAGCACAAAUGGAUCUAGAUGAAGGUUCAAGUGAAGCUGCGUUAACUGCAGUUAAUCAAUUGGCCAAAAUUACAAAGAAAUGUGUUAAGAAGUUCUUGGAUAUUACAUUAAUCAAAUAUAGUCGUGCUCAGGUUGAACCUGGUACAGCUGUUGGUGCCAUCGCUGCUCAUUCUAUUGGUGAACCUGGUACACAAAUGACCUUGAAAACUUUCCAUUUUGCUGGUGUUGCUUCUAUGAAUGUUACAUUAGGUGUUCCUCGUAUUAAGGAAAUUAUUAACGCUUCCAAAGUUAUUUCAACUCCUAUUAUUAAUGCUGUUUUGGUUAAUGAUGACGAUGAAAGAGCUGCAAGAGUUGUUAAAGGUAGAGUUGAAAAGACAUUAUUAUCAGAUAUUGUUUACUAUAUCCAGGAUGUUUAUAAGGAUGAUAUGUCUUAUAUCCAAGUUAAAGUUGAUUUGAAGACAAUUGAAAAAUUACAAUUAGAAUUGACAAUGGAUGAUAUUGCUGUUGCAAUAUCAAGAGCUCCAAAAUUGAAAAUUCCAGGUGGUGAUGUUUCAGUUGUUGGUAGAAAUAAAAUUAAUAUCAAUGUUUUCCCAGAAGGUGCCAGGGCCAAAUCAGUUAGUACAUCAGCUAAAGAACCUCUUGAGAAUGAACUUUUCUUCAGAAUGCAACAUUUACGUCGUGCUUUACCAGGUGUUACUGUUAAAGGUUUCCCAGAUAUUGCAAGAGCCGUUAUUAAUGUUCGUGAUGAUGGUAAAAAGGAAUUAUUGGUUGAAGGUUAUGGCUUACGUGAUGUUAUGUGUACAGACGGUGUUAUUGGUACUAAAACAAAAACUAAUCAUAUUCUUGAAGUUUGGCAAGUGUUGGGUAUUGAAGCUGCAAGAGGUAGUAUCAUUAAUGAAAUUGAUUAUACCAUGUCUAAUCACGGUAUGAGUGUCGAUCCUCGUCAUAUUCAAUUGUUAGGUGAUGUUAUGUCUUAUAAGGGUGAAGUUUUAGGUAUUACAAGAUUCGGUUUAAGUAAAAUGAGAGAUUCUGUCUUACAAUUGGCUUCUUUCGAAAAGACAACAGAUCAUUUAUUCGAUGCUUCAUUCUAUAUGAAAUCAGAUGCAGUUGAAGGUGUUUCUGAAUGUAUUAUUUUGGGUCAAACUAUGGCCAUUGGUACUGGUGCUUUCAAACUUGUUAAACAAACCCCUAUUGAAGACAGUGAAUUGAAACAAAAAGAUACCUUAUUUGAAGACUUAUGUGAAAGUACUCAAAUUUCUGUUUGA
Hansenula ciferrii is the source of this 4374-nucleotide messenger RNA. It is a transcript of the gene RPO31, whose product is annotated as DNA-directed RNA polymerase III core subunit RPO31. Gene Ontology annotation, molecular function: DNA-directed RNA polymerase activity; DNA binding. The coding region runs from base 1 to 4374 and encodes 1457 amino acids. The transcript has a single exon. NCBI's taxonomy places the organism in Eukaryota, Fungi, Ascomycota, Saccharomycetes, Phaffomycetales, Wickerhamomycetaceae. Gene Ontology annotation, biological process: DNA-templated transcription. The record is from RefSeq and is a predicted model, not a curated record.